GAGGAGCUGUGUGCGAGAAAACACUGGCACUGGCAACAGUUCAGCUACACACUCUCGGAUUUUCGUUAUUCCUGCCGAGGACGACGUUGUCAAAACCAGGAUUUAUGGCUGCCAAGUAGUGGUAGUAUCGGCGGGGAGAUAUUCGGCGUUUGAAAGAUCUGAGAAGGAAGUGCCAUGUGACACCAUGACCCUCAACCUCGCCCCCUUAGCCUGAGCCUGGGCUUGAGCUAGGAAACAGGAAAAUUGGCUGCAGCCCUUAGAUGCCCCGUGGCGUUGUCUGAAUCAGCGAGUUCUGUUGCUUCCAAACAUACAACACUCAAGACAACAGGGAGCUGCAUAACCUGGCAGGUUCCACAAGUAGCUGCUCACUGCUUCCCCGACUGGGACUCCAUGGCUGCCGGUGCUGCCGCUUGAUUCAUUGCACUGUCCAGCAUCCCCCACAUUUGAAGCUUGGAUAGUAUCCAUCAUUGUUGUACUACAGUCAGUUCCUGUCGUCUGUAGCUUCAUGGAGGGGUUUCCUGUCCAUUGACCCAGCAGGCUGACUCACUGGACCAGCAGCUAUGUCCGCCUGCAGCACCUUCACCGAGCACGUGUGGAAACCAGGCGAGUGCAAGAACUGCUUUAAACCUAAGAGUCUGCACUGUCUGUCUCAGAGUACUGGAAGGAAGCCUCCUUCUGAACAGAGGCCACCUACAAUUCAGCAACAGAAUCCACCCCCUGCUGGGGCCAGAGCCAAUACUAACCUUACCAUCAACUCCCAGAGGGCUGGCAGUGGGUCUGCCCGCUCAGGACACUUACGUCCACCGGUGGCUAAGAAGCCAACAAUUGCUGUUAAGCCCACUAUGAUGCUGCCCUGCUCCUCUGCAGGACUGGAUUCAGAUGGCAACCUGCAACGACCACCAAAUUUGAUAGAACAAGGUAAAACUUCAGCCUUCACGGUCUGGAAUCGCAAUGGACUGAACCGCAAGAGGCCUGGUGGGCCCAGCAACAACAAUGAAGGAGAAGAUGGUAGUGAGGAGAUUGAAGGUUAUGGACAACUUAGCCCAAGGACUCCUAGUGGAAAUAACAACAACAGUGGACUGACUGAUGUUCUAAAGGAAAUUGCUGGGUUAGGCCCUGGCCCUAGCUCCACGCUCCUUUCCGGUUCCAAGCACUUGUUUUGGGGACGAAUUAGUAGUUCAUACCAACGGUCGUUAGAAAGAGGCCUUCCAGCCUCAAGCUGUCUUGCCAUGGGAAGCAGCAGCUGUGUUGGUGGUGGCAUUGCUCAAAAACAGGUAUCCCUUAAUGAUAGCUCUGAAGUCAUCAGCACAGAGGGUGGUCGCUUUUGCUACCCAGAGUUUUCCAGUGAAGAUGAUGAGGAAGAUGAAGAUGAAGAGACUGAAAGGGAAGAUGAUGAACAUGAGAGCUGGGAUGAAAGUGAUGAAGAGUUACUUGCCAUGGAGAUCCGUAUGCGAGGCCAACCAAGAUUUUCAGUUUUCCGCGCCGCCACAUUGUCUCCGGUGCCCUUUGCUGCAGGGAAAAAGUGGAAUACUGUGCCACUUCGCAACCGCUCGCUUCAGCGGAUUUGUGCAGUGGACUAUGAUGAUAGCUAUGAUGAGAUCUUGAAUGGAUAUCCAUCCAUGGAUUCCAAUGGAGCUCUUCUUCCCUAUGGGACCCAUGACAUGCAAGGAAGUGGUUUCCUAUCAAAUUCAGAGUGUACCACUUCUCCAGAAUCAUCGUCAUCACUACCAGAAGAUUCUCGAACAAUUUCCAGCAGUGGGAGCAGUGCCCCCUGUGGUCUUCGAAAUGGCUUGCAUUCUCCCACAUCUUCUAAGGCAUUUGUCCCCUGCACUUCUCCACCGAAAAAGGAGCCCGUCCACAGAGCACUGAGUCCACUCAAGGUGACUGAAACGCACAAGGCUGUCCUGGCCAUUAGAUUAGAAGAUCAGGAUGGCAGAGAAGGCACGCCAAUGCCCCAGGCCCUUCCAGGUCAACCAGUCACUAUUAGUUUCAGUCCCACAGAGGAACAGGCUAAACCAUACCGUAUAGUGAAUUUGGAAAAAUCACUAAUCUGCAAGCCUUACACUGUAGUGGACGUGUCAGCAUCCAUGGCCAACAAAGAAGAACAGACUUCAGACUCUACUCCAAAACCCAAAAAAAUAUCAAUGCCUUCCAGCCCUACAUCAUUGGCUAGCACUCCUUUAGGUCAGCCCCUGUCUCCAACCUCCCUUCUUUCUCCUUCUUCUCCUCUGAUGCCAACAUCACCCACAUCUGUGGGUCUGUCGGGUAACUCCCGGAAGAAAUCAGGGAACAUACGCUACCAAGAAGUGUGGACAUCAAGCACAAGUCCUCGCCAAAAGAUACCUAAAGUGGAUCUAGGGGUUAGGAGUAAUCCUGGCCCCUCCAUCCCUACUCAACACUGCAGCCACAAGUCAGCUCCAACUUCACCCAUUGCUGGGCUAUCUUCCUCCCGAACUGUCCCUGUGAAAUCCUCCAACUUCUCAGAGAUAAAGUUUAAUAGUUUCAAUAAUGCAGGCAUGCCUCCUUUUCCCAUUAUUAUUCGAGAUGAACCAGCCUAUGCCCGCAGCUCCAAGAAUGCUGUUAAGGUACCUAUUGUUAUUAAUCCAAGUGCAUAUGACAACCUAGCUGUGUACAAGAGCUUUUUGGGACUCAGUGGGGAAAUCACACAGCCAAAAGGGGUAGGUAGUAGGGUAGGCAGCCAUACUUAUGAAGAGAUUGGAUCCUCUGAGAGUGUCCAGUCCUCCUCAACAGAGAAAACUAUCUCUGGUAGAGGUACAUCAGAGAGAGCCUCUUUUGAAGAGACAAAAUCUCCACCUGAGGGAGUGUCAAAAACACCACAUUUACAGCUUAGAACCACUACAGACUCAAGCACUGUGAUGAGCUCCACAGUUGGGGCCCUCUCGCCCACUACAUCACAAAAUUCCCCUGCAAGUCUUGCCAUUACUGCCAACCUACCUAAAACCAGCUCUACUGCUAAUGCUGUUACACACACUUGCAAGACAAGUGGAGACCCUACUUGCAGUAAAGAUGAUAAUACAGAAAUGGCUUUGUCCUCUGGGACAGUGGUAAGCCAUAGGGAGGAGGCCAGUGCGGUGCUUUUACAGAUUGUGGCCUCCAUCCAUCCUCCCCAGUCUCCUCCAGAGUCGCCCUCAGUGCAAGCCAGUAACCUUAGUUCUGAAGAUUUGUAUGCCCUCCCACCUGAUGCCAUGAAGGAGACCCUCACCCGACCCAAGUCUCUCUUUUCCACAACUGAUGGCUGUCUUUCCAAACCAAAGAAAGACACGCCCUCCAAAGUUUUAUCUAAAUCCCAGAGUGCCUCUGCUGCUGUCCCACUCUCUAGCCCCCGGUCAGAGCCCAAUGCCCCCUUCCCCCCUCCUAGAUCUACAUCUUCUCCUUACCAUGCUUCUAACAUCCUGCAGAGACAUUUUGGCAACUGGACCAAGAGCUCUGCCUCCAGUUCUCCAGUACGACCUAGUGAAAGUGAAGCAAGUCCAGGCGGAGAUGGGAGACGUAUUUCAACAGAAAGCUCCAAACCCAAACGCUGGAUCUCCUUUAAGAGCUUUUUCCGUAGGCGGAAAGACGAGGAUGAACAGAGAGAGAGAGUGGAGAGAGAGAAGGACAAAGGCAAGCUGGUUGGGCUUGAUGGAACAGUUAUUCACAUGCUUCCACCACCACCAGUCCAACAGCAUCACUGGUUCACCGAGGCUAAGCCAGAGGAUCCCACCCAGAAGCCAACUAUCAUAUUCACCUACAAACCAGAAAGUGGCAGCCCCCCUGGUGACGGAGAAGGAGAACUACGAGUAGAGGAGUCUAGAGAAAAUGCACUACUGACACUUGAUGAGAGCAAUGAAUCCAGACCUCUGAGCCCAGAACGAAUGCCACCCUCACACAACUCUGGAUGUGAUCUCAUCAGCAAGGAUUGCAGCCAGGUACCCGUCAGUGCCAGCAGUGCCAGGGAUCGAGAGCUGCCUGGUGCCGCGUCCCUGCCUGCCAAAGUGAAUCUGGGGCUGCUGCUCGGGGAGGUUGAGGGGGGCCAUGCCAACCAGGUUGCCCCAGCAGCCUCAGUCAGCGAGGGCAGCGCCAGCCUCGAAGAGCCAGAGGACGACGGGAAUCACUCCCAUCACUCCCAUCAUUCCCACUCUCCCGCCUCCAGCCAAUGUAGUGCCACGUACAGCAACCUGGGACAAUCCAGAGCCAAUAUGAUCCCGCUGAAACAGCCACGAAACAUGAAAGCAUCCAACGACACCUUAGCCUCCAUCGACCUGGACUGCCUUGCUGACCAGCCAGCCUCGAAGGCCACACCACCACCACUACCUAAGAAGUCUGUACCUCGCUCCAGUACUGAACCCAACCUAGUAGGCAAAGAGUCAGUCCAGGGAGGCCUGAGACUUCGUGCUGAGGCUCGACCCGGGGGCACCAACCUGAGUGUGGCCAACCCUAUCUACGACUUGGACUGGGAGACGGCUAGUCAGAGCUCCUCCCUCAGCUCCGAGCCUCAUCGAGUCCAUGACCUCGAAAGCGGGGACUCCCUGGAGAGGCCAUUAGCUUCCACGGCAACCAACAAGGGCCGCCCGACCAACAGCGUGCCCUCCCUGGUUCCUCAAACUGCAUCUGCUGCACCCGGCGCCACAAGUGGCCGGGAGAGGAGGGCCUACCUGAGUACAGAGUCUCUGGCUGGAAGGGGUCGGACAACAGGCCGAGGUGCUGCUGCCGCCGGAGGCUCCAAACCCCAGAGACCUGCUCUUUACAGGGGGUUAGACAGCUGGGAUGAGGUGGUGGGGAGAAUCCGGGGGCUUCACACGGACACGCUGCGGAAGCUGGCGGCAAAGUGCGAGGACCGUUUCAUGGCUGGUCAGAAGGAUCACUUGAGGUUCGGCACUGACAGCUGGUCCCACUUCAGGCUGACCACCGGGAAACCCUGCUGUGAGGCGGGGGACGCUGUAUACUACACGGCCUCCUACGCCAAGGACCCGCUGGUCAACUACGCCAUCAAGAUCUGUCGAAGCAAAGUAAAGGAGACCCAGCAGCAGUUCUUCCACAGCCUCGCAGUGAGACAGAGCCUCGCCGUCCACUUCAAUAUUCAGCAAGACUGUGGACACUUCCUGGCUGAUGUCCCCGCCCGCCUGCUGCCCUGGGAAGAGGAAGAAGGUGAAGAGGAAGAGGAUGAGGUGGAAGAUGUAAAUGGAAUGAAGGAGAAACGGAGAGAGGUUGAAACUGAAGGCAAGACAACGGACUCCAAAGCGCCUAAUGGUAAAUUAGAUGAAACUCCGGCAGCAGGUCACAUGAACACUAUUGGCCGUUUGCGGAGCCGGGUGGUGGUCAUCACACGCGAGGUGCCCUUCCAGACGGUGGCCGACUUUGUGCGAGAAGGCGCGGCACGACAUACUCAUAACCCGGAGCUGUAUGAGCGUCAGGUCUGUCUCCUGCUGCUGCAGCUGUGCUCCGGGCUGGAGCACAUGAAACCUUAUCAUGUGACCCACUGCGACCUGCGACUGGAAAACCUGCUACUGGUCCACUGCCAAGCUGGCAACUCCUGGAAUCUGGACAUUAUUGAACCCAAUAACAACAGCAGCAGCGGCGGCGGCGGCGGCGGCAGUUCUGGUGCGACCUCUGCUGGUGCUGCUACUGUUGCAGCCAAUGCCACCUGCCCCGCCCGCCUCAUCAUCAGUAACUUCUCUCAAGCAAAACAGAAAAGCGCUCUCAUGACCGCCGACCCUGGUACGCUGCGCGACCAGUCACGCCUGGCGCCUGAAAUUGUCACAGCGACUCAGUACCGCAAGUGUGACGAGUUCCAGACCGGGAUUCUCAUCUAUGAGAUGCUGCACCGGCCCAACCCCUUCGAGGAGACGCCGGAGCUGAAGGAGCGUGAGUACACCUGGGCGGACCUGCCGCCGCUGCCCAUCAGAUCACUCUAUUCCCAGGGUCUGCAGCAGCUGGCCCGGUUACUGCUCACCGUCAACCCCUCUGAAAGGAUCCGCAUGUCCGAGGCCCGGGCCUGCCUGCAGUGCUUGCUCUGGGGCCCUCGGGAGGACUUGUUCCAGGCGCUGGGCUGCAGCAGCACGGGCCCCAUGUCAGGGGCCACCUCCAGCCAGCGCGAGGCCACCCUCCAGAACUGGCUGGACCUGAAGCGCACGCUGAUGAUGAUCAAGUUUGCGGAGCGCUCGCUGGACGCGGCUUGCGGCGUGAGCCUGGAGGACUGGCUGUGCUGUCAGUAUCUGGCAUUUGCCACCACAGACACCCUGAGCCGGGUGGUGCACAUCCUGCAGCAGCCGCAGCCACAUUCUCAGUCCCAGAACCAGAGCCAGCCGGGACAGGCAGCGCCGAGCCAAACUCAAACACACCAAACACACCAAACACACACCCUCCACCUGACUCAGUCGCAGCCACUCUGAGUUCCUCCAGCCAGCUGUUACUAUGGCAACAGAUCCAACUUCCCCCGUGUGGUCCCUCUGCUGACGCUAAUGUGUGAUGUAAGCUAAUAGUCAGCUUUGUUGUUGCAGCAGCCACAGUGCUCACCUAGAACUAAACACUUCCCAUGCGCAGGCUCCAUGAUCAGGGUUAUUCUGCAGGAUGAAGCGUCCAUCCGCCAUCGCUCUCAGAUCCAAUCCAACAUCUGAAACAUUAUAGCAAGUGGACGUCAUUCUGUUCUCUUGGCAGUGACUUUCCAGACAUCUCUUCAUUAUUCACUUCAUCUGUGUCACAUGUCACGUGUGUUAAAACACUCCAGCAGUCCCCAGAGUGAAGAGAUUUACCAAGUGUGUGUGUGUGUGACGCAUUUCUACCUUUUUUCUCGCCAAGUUCUGCAAGACUACAGAGUUUGUUAUAGCUACAUAUAAGUUAUAGUUUGCGCGGCAGAUGUCUCCAGGGUUUAUUUGAGGCACCGUCAAGUGGAAUACACAUCAAUAUUCUUUAAAAAGUACUUUCAUCAGACAUCUAAAGAUACACUACAGUUAGAUUGUGGAGACAACACUUGAGGAAGCGGCAGAAAUGGAGAUUUAACUUGUUUUUAAAGAGAAGUGAAGUGAAGUGAAGUGAAGGGGAAGCCAUCUGUUCUUUUUUUAUCUAGACUGAUGAGAGAUAUGUUUUACCACUGAAGCCAAAGAUCUGCCACACAUAGUCCUCUACACAUUUCAGUUUAUUUGCGAGAUGCAGUCCGACAUGAUAACGGUUACUGGAUUCGUCGUUAGUACCAAAGUUUGCUCAGCCGACGCUCGGCUCAAAUCAGUGAGAUGUCGCUCUUUGUGAUUCCCCCCCCCCCCCCCCCUUAAACGCUGGUGUCUCACACCACACUUCACUCCUGUGCCACAGGGCUUUGAGCGAGGCAGGUGAUGAACACCGAGCUAAAGUUUGCUUUUAGACGCUUUGAAGUGAAGAUGGGACACGACUGCCUCGGCUGUUGCUUUGGGUCCUUAUGAGUAUGUGCAAUUCAUAUCUGUGUUGUUUUCCUUUGAAGGUCACAGCGUAUGAACACUUUAAAUGCAGUCUUUUUUUUUUACUAAUCUUCUCUUCCAUUAGUUUUGUGGCACAUAAACUGAUUAAUUAUCAGUUCAAUCCUGCAAGUUCUAAACAGACACACAGUGCGGCGUACAGAACUCCUCACAGCGCAUGGGAGGGCGGGGAUGUUUCAGGGACUGUCGUGUUGUUUUUUGUGGUCAAGUUGUUUUCGGACGGUCCUUGCGUUUACAGAUUUGCACAUUCGGCCUGAACGUCGGCGCUCCUCGACGGAGACCGAGGACACGAUGGCGCGGGGAGAGACUUGAUGUGUUUGUUUUUGCAGCGUGUGGAAUGUAAAAGUUCGCUUGGACUGAAACGGACGUUUUGGACUUGGUCUCAUCCGCUCAAGAGAUACGCUCAUCUUCCAACCGACCCACUUAGUUUCACAUAUGAACUCUGUGGAAUAAUCGGCCUCAGCCUUGAAGAGACACUCAACCGCUGAGACUUCCGUUCCUCCUGCCUCUCGUUUCCCCGUGCGGCCCGACAGGACGGCAGACGCUCACUGCUCGUCUGUGUGAUUGAGCAGAAGCUUUCAGCCUGUAGUCAGUGGAAGUAAUGCGUGUACACAAGCCUCCGCUUCCCCAUGAGAACAAUCUUCUUUAUGAUCAUCAAACACCCUAAAAAGCAUCUUCAACAGUAACUCAGUGUACUUCUGUGCUUUGCUCUGGUUAACUUGGGGGGGGGGGGGGA
This is a messenger RNA of Cottoperca gobio, 8184 nucleotides long. It is a transcript of the gene peak1, whose product is annotated as pseudopodium-enriched atypical kinase 1. The transcript is spliced from 8 exons. The record is from RefSeq and is a predicted model, not a curated record. Gene Ontology annotation, biological process: protein phosphorylation. Lineage: Eukaryota; Metazoa; Chordata; Actinopteri; Perciformes; Bovichtidae. Bases 561 to 6392 code for a protein of 1943 amino acids. Gene Ontology annotation, molecular function: protein kinase activity; ATP binding.